Mustela lutreola (European mink) is the source of this 1532-nucleotide messenger RNA. RefSeq names its product acetyl-CoA acetyltransferase 2 (gene ACAT2). Gene Ontology annotation, biological process: fatty acid beta-oxidation. The coding region runs from base 112 to 1305 and encodes 397 amino acids. Gene Ontology annotation, molecular function: acetyl-CoA C-acetyltransferase activity. The record is from RefSeq and is a predicted model, not a curated record. NCBI's taxonomy places the organism in Eukaryota, Metazoa, Chordata, Mammalia, Carnivora, Mustelidae. The transcript has 9 exons.
GGGCAGCCUGCGGCUCCGCCCCCGGCGCGGCCUGUGAGCCGCGGAGCAAGGCUUUGCCUCACUUGCUCGCAGCUGCAGGCGGGCAGCAGCUAGAAGCGGUCGUGCGGCAGGAUGAGUGCAAGCUCUGAUCCCGUGGUCAUCGUCUCGGCGGCGCGGACCGCCAUAGGUUCCUUCAAUGGUGCUUUAGCCGCUGUCCCUGUCCGUGACCUGGGCUCAGCUGUCAUCAAAGAAGUCCUGAAGAGGGCCGCUGUGGCUCCCGAAGAGGUGUCGGAGGUCAUAUUCGGACACGUUUUGGCGGCAGGUUGUGGGCAGAAUCCGGUUCGACAAGCCAGUAUGGGUGCAGGGAUCCCUUACUCUGUUCCCGCAUGGAGCUGCCAAAUGGUCUGUGGGUCAGGCCUCAAAGCCGUGUGCCUUGCAGCACAGUCCAUAGGGAUAGGAGACUCCAACAUUGUGGUUGCAGGAGGCAUGGAAAGUAUGAGCAAGGCUCCUCACUUGAUUCAUUUGAGGACAGGAGUCAAGAUGGGGGAAAUGCCACUGACGGACAGCAUCCUCUGUGACGGCCUUACCGAUGCAUUCCACAACUAUCACAUGGGCAUGACAGCUGAAAAUGUAGCCAAAAAAUGGCAAGUGAGCAGAGAAGAUCAGGACAAGUAUGCAGUUCUGUCCCAGAACAGGACAGAGAGUGCACAGAAAGCUGGCUAUUUUGACAAAGAGAUUAUACCAGUUUUUGUAUCUUCUAGAAAAGGUCUCACUGAAGUGAAAACAGAUGAGUUUCCACGCCAUGGGAGCAACAUAGAAGGCAUAUCUAAGUUAAAGCCAUACUUUCUUACAGAUGGAACAGGAACAGUCACCCCAGCUAAUGCUUCAGGAAUAAAUGAUGGUGCUGCCGCUGUGUUGCUAAUGAAGAAGUCGGAGGCCACUCAUCGAGGGCUCACACCGUUAGCACAGAUUGUUUCCUGGUCACAAGUAGGCGUGGAGCCUUCCAUUAUGGGGACAGGACCGAUUCCAGCGAUAAAGCAAGCUGUUGCAAAAGCAGGCUGGUCCCUGGAGGAUGUGGAUGUAUUUGAGAUCAACGAAGCUUUUGCUGCCCUCUCUGUGGCAGUAACUAAAGAACUUGGAUUAAACCCAGAGAAGGUCAACAUUCAAGGAGGGGCUAUAGCCUUGGGCCAUCCUCUUGGAGCAUCCGGCUGUCGGAUUCUUGUUACCCUGUUACACACCAUGGAACGGAAGGGUGGACACCGUGGUGUUGCUGCCUUGUGCAUUGGGGGUGGGAUGGGCAUAGCAAUGUGUGUUCAGAGGGGAUGAAUCCCUAACAAUUAAUCAUGCCUAAACACAACUGGAACUUAACCUCCUUUUAAACUAGUAUGGUACUAAAUUAUAGUAUGUGAGAUUAUAGGACCAACCAAAGUGAGGAUGGAAACCAUCUUUCAUAAGAACCCAAGGCUUGACAGUUUACUUUUUUUAAUGUGUAAUACUCAACAAGAGAAUUGCAUCCAACAUUGUUAUAAAUAAAGGAUAAAGCAAAUCAGUCA